Messenger RNA from Plasmodium knowlesi strain H, 3351 nucleotides. RefSeq names its product conserved Plasmodium protein, unknown function. Bases 1 to 3351 code for a protein of 1116 amino acids. The record is from RefSeq and is a predicted model, not a curated record. The transcript is spliced from 2 exons. NCBI's taxonomy places the organism in Eukaryota, Apicomplexa, Aconoidasida, Haemosporida, Plasmodiidae.
AUGGAUAAGUUCCAAACGCCGAGGGAGUUUUCGAACUUUCCAAUAGGACAGGAGGUGCUUAUAGACAAGGUGCUAAACGAACAGAGGUACCAACAUGACAAGAGGAAGAAAAAAAAAAAGGGAGGAGAAGAAGAUAUCCAGGAACAAUUACAUUAUUACCUGAAUGAGAAGUAUGAGUUAUUCAUUGGGUACAACCAUUUCAUGAACACGCUAUUCAAGAAGAAGAAGGUGUUGAGAGUAAGUCAUGGGAAAGACGACAGGAGGAAGAUAAAGGAAAGGCAUUCUCGUCGCGAGGGUUCACGCCACACCGGAGUAGCACCAAGUAAUGAGGGCGCCACUAAGGUGAAGUGUCGCGGCGAUUCCCAUUCGAGAGAUCGAGACAAUGGUAGGAGAAAUAGCGACAGGCGAAAUGGCAAAAGACGGGGUGUCCACCCACAUGGCACACAUGAAGCACAUGUAAAGAAUGAGGAGGAAGAUAUCCCCCUGAAAGGUGACCAAGGGAGGGAGAAGAAGACGAAGAUGUCAGGGUUGCGACACAAGGAAGGAGAUUCCAAAGCGUUUAAGAGCUCCUCGUCCCCGCAGAGAUGCACCUGCGACUGCCACCAGUGUCGCUCUCCGUUAGGGGCGAGUGAUCCUGGUGACCGGGUAAACGAUGUAUUGGACGAGCAGGAAGACGACUCCUCGAAUUAUCGCAUAGAUGAUCCAUCGAAUGAUCGCAUAGAUGAUCCAUCGAACGACCGCAUAGAUGAUCCAUCGAACGACCGCAUAGAUGAUCCAUCGAACGACCGCAUAGAUGAUCCAUCGAACGACCGCAUAGACGACGCAUCAAGUUACUCAUCUGCAUCCCCCGCCCACUGCUCAGACGUUAGCGACAUUUCCAACCUCUCCCCAGAUGCAUUUUGCUUCGAAAAACAAUUUAAGUAUAUAUAUGACCUGUACAGGCAAAAUGAUAAAAAUGUAUAUUUAUUUUACAACCCUCCGGUGUGUAAGUGCGUAAAUAAAUCUUUCAAGGAGAAGUACUAUCGGAGCCUGUGCCGCAAAUACCCGUGCCUGUUCAAUUGUACCUUUGAAGAUGAGGAGGGUGACGGCAGGCCCAACAGAGGAGAAGGUGCACCAAAAGGGGAAGAAGUAACCAAGGUGGAAGAAGUAACCAAGGUGGAAGAAGUAACCAAAGUGGAAGAAGUAACCAAAGUGGAAGAAGUAACCAAAGUGGAAGAAGCACCAAAGGGGGAAGAACCCAGCAAAGGGGAGGAGGAACCAAAUGAUGUGAAGAGACUGACGUACGCCGAGGUAGCAUCUGACGCAGUGGAAAUGAAGUUGUACGCGAAGGCCUUUUUUGAGUUGUGCCUUUUGCAGGGUGGAGGAGGUGAUCGUGUGAAGGGGGUAUCGAAGGAUAUGGAGAAGAAUACAUCGGGUGAUGCUGUGGACGAAGGUGCGGGUGAUGCUGUGGACGAAGGUGCGGGUGAUACUGUGGACGAAGGUGCGGGUGAUACUGUGGACGAAGGUGCGGGUGAUACUGUGGACGAAGGUGGAGGUGACGCCCCAAUAAAGGCAAGCCCUGUAGAUGUGACGCAACGAGAGAAUUCCAUCCUUGGAGAAGAAGAAGAACACAUGCUUAAAAAAUUUUUCAAUAAAUGUCUGCGUAGAAUAAUGAGAAAGAAAUCACCAACGUGUGAAAACGGAUCCUGUUGUGGGCUCCUCUAUGUUCCUUAUAGUUAUAUCGUGGUUGUCUUAAAUAGAAAGGUGGAAAAUCUGAGUUACAUAUGUAGUUAUUUAAAACUCCCUUCCAGUACCGACAUGUAUUACAACAACAAAAGGAACAUCGUAACCAUAUGUACAAAAAAUUCGGUUCAUGAAUUCUUCUGCUAUUACUCCCUGAGGGAAAAUCGGUACAUCAAAAAUAUACUUAUCUACGAUAUUUUUUUCGAUGGAUUUAUUCCGUUCUUUAAGCCACUCUUGAAUUUGAAGGUGAAGAAAAAUUUGGAGAAGGUGAUGAACUACGUGAACUACAACAAGGGGUGCAACUUGUCCAUCGUGUUUUUCUGGACGGGUGGAAGAGAAGAAACUGGUGUGGACGGUGCACAGAACGAUAUGCAAUGUGGUGUGGAGAACCCUUCGGAUCACAGUAUCAGUAGCAGCAUGAGCAGCAUGAGCAGUGGUGGUGGUGGUGGUGAUGGUGGUGGUGGGGGGGGUAGCGAAGCAAGGCACGCGAUGAACCUGCGUGUGUGCAGAAUCAUAAAUAUUAAUCAUCCAAAUGAAUACAAAGGGAUGAGAAGCAGACUGAUUAAGAAGAAGGAGUGCACGGAGGGAACUGGAGGAAGAGAGAGGAAGGACAAAAUGAAUGCAGACCAAGAGUACUUUGCAAAUCUCUGCAACGGAAGUGAAGUAAUUAAUAAUAUUAAUAUAAAUAUGGUUGUAGACAAAAUUAUAGAUAUAGCUAGUAGGAAGGAGAGUAGUUUAUGCGAUGAGAAUUGUAAUUUCAAGAGACAUAAUAAAAGAUAUGGGAAAAAAAGAAACAUUCAGAUAUACCUAUGUCAGUCUAUUAAUUCUUUCUCCUUCGAUAGAAGACCACUUUUUAUCAAACGCAGGGAGAUAACUUUCUCUUCUUUUGUGCAUUUUCAGAAUGUUAUUAAGACUUACUUGGGUGGUAGUAGAAACAACCUUGACGUUUUAAUUCGGCGACGAAUGGAGGAGGACGUGUUUGACAUGGAUCUGAGGAAGAGGAACCUACUCUCCAGUUUCCGUGGGGAAGAGGAAAGUGAUACAGGGGGAACGACUGCAGAUUUGGUAGAAGGUGAAAGAAGCAACCUAGACCACUUGUUCAACGAAACCCUCUUCUUCUUUAAUGAUAAUUCGGAUCUAUACACAUAUGAGGAAUACAAGAAGGCGAAGCUCCAAAGUGUAGGCAGAGGAGGAGAGCAGGACAACAACCCCACUGCGGAGCAACAACACAAUGCACGUGGGAGGAACUGGAUAACGCGAAGCGCAACAUAUGCAGAAAGGGAAAACCUAUGGGAUUCCCUAUGUACACAGUACGCACAGAACCUCUUUAAUAUAUAUGUUUGCUCCUUCUUGAACAGACAAAAUAGUUACAAAAGGGUUACAUCCCCUGUCGGGGGGGGUGGAAAAAAAAAUAAUAUAAUAAAAAUUAAUAAAAAUAAAGGAGAUAAAAUGUCCUACCAGGAGAGGAUUCGCUUCAUUAAAGAAUGCUACUUCCGCCUCUUCCGCUUUUACAAAGAAAAGUUCCGAGUCUCCCUGAAGAAGGAAGAAGAGGACAUAGUGCACAGGAAUAACUGGGUUAGCGAGGAUUCGUUUAUCGCGCUCUCCAGGAAGGGUACCAUGUCCAGGUGA